AUGCUGGCGUUGCUGGCUGCCGGGAUAUUCCUCGGCACCAUAGGAACCGCCUACGCGCAGGACAUGACCAUAGGUGAAGUCGACUCGAAGGUCGAGAAUCUCAUUACGGUCAUUGCAGCUGCGCUGGUCUUCUUCAUGCAGGCCGGAUUCGCGUUUCUUGGCGCGGGGCUGAUCCGCUCCAAGAACACGGUCAACUACAUGACCAAGUCGUUCCUCGACUUCUGUAUCGCGUCGCUCGGAUUCUGGGCAUUCGGCUUCGCGCUCAUGAUGGGCGGCGGCGCCGCAUCCGGGAUCAUCGGCCUUGAGGGUUUCUUCCUGGUCGACUUCGAUGACUCCCAGCUCGUCAGCUGGUUCUUCCAGAUGGUCUUCGCCGGGACUGCCGCGACGAUUAUCGCCGGCGCGAUGGCGGAGCGGACCAAGAUCAACGCCUACUUCGCGUACAGCUUCAUCGUCGGUGCCGUGGUUUACCCGAUCUACGGCCAUUGGGCAUGGAGCGACGAAGGAUGGCUCGCCUCGAUGGGCAUGGCCGACUACGCGGGCUCCGCGGUCGUCCACAUGAUCGGGGGCUUCCUUGCGCUGGCCGGCGCGAUAAUCGUCGGACCCAGAAAGGGAUUCCGAGAGGGCGCCGACCUCAAGGGGACACAGCAUACCAUACGUCGUCAUCGGCACGUUCAUCCUGUUCUUCGGUUGGUUCGGAUUCAACGUCAACUCUGGCAGCCUGGGACUUAA
This is a messenger RNA of Geodia barretti, 729 nucleotides long. NCBI's taxonomy places the organism in Eukaryota, Metazoa, Porifera, Demospongiae, Tetractinellida, Geodiidae. The record is from the annotation of a GenBank genome assembly.